AUGAAACUACGGCAGCAUAAUUUAAUACGAAACAACUUAGAUCGUGUUUUUGAUCUCGUAUUCUCCAGCGACUCAGUUAUAAAGGAUGGCGCCGUCUCUUUAGCUGUUGAGGAAGUUGUACCAAUUGAUCCUUAUCACCCACCUCUUUGCUUCACUGUUCUUUGUGAGCCUACUGUUUCUUUCCACCAAGAUAUCGAUCUAACUGAACGUGACUUUCGUCGUGGCGACUACGACACUCUAAACGAAUUGCUGUCCGAGGUUGAUUGGUCUGAGGUGAUUCAAAAUUCUGACGUUGACUGUGCAGUUAGCUGUUUCAAUCGUACUAUUCAGAAUUGCAUCGUUCAAGCUGUACCGCUAAAAAGGCCGCCGAAAAACCCUGUAUGGUCCAACAAGCACCUUCGCAUCCUGCGUCGACGGCGCUCCAACUUGCUGAAACAGUAUUGCCAGCAUAGAAGCUUGUAUGCGAAGCGACAAUUUGACGAGGCGAGUCGAACCUACCGUGGUUAUAACCGUUUCCUAUACAAAAGGUACGUGAGGCGAAGAGAGGAGGAUCUCCGGCGAAACCCUAAACGUUUUUGGAGCUUUGUAAACUCGAAGCGUAAAGAGAAUGGUCUUCCUAUUCUGAUGCACCUAGGGAAUGUUAAUGCCGCUUCUACGGAAACCAAAUGUGCUCUUUUUUCUCAACAAUUUGCUAGCUUGUUUGAAAACCGGGUGCCCACUGCGGAGGAAAUAGACAUCGCUGUCAGUCUAGUACCAAGAGACGUGAUAGAUUUCGACGUAUUUAAUAUUAACGCUACGAUGGUUGGAGCUGCAUUACAGAAACUGAAGCAGUCCUAUAAGCCAGGCCCCGAUGGUAUUCCCUCUUGCAUCUUCAAAAAGUGCAGCGCUUCUCUGACUGCUCCCCUCCAGGCGAUUUUCAAUAGAUCACUUCAACAUCAAGUAUUCCCAUCGGAAUUGAAGAUUUCCCAUAUGCUGCCGGUGCACAAGAAAGGCGAAAAGUCCGACAUCGCUAAUUAUCGUGGCAUAACCUCUUUAUCAGCUGGAUCAAAAUGCUUCGAGAUCAUCAUGAAAGAUAUGCUAUUCAGCUCUUGUAGGAGUUAUAUCAGCAUUGCUCAACAUGGAUUCUACCCUAAACGCUCCGUGGACACUAAUCUGUGCGAGUUCACAUCAUUUUGUAUCGGUGCAAUGGAUGGUGGAGCUCAGGUUGAUGCAGUAUACACCGACAUCAAAGCCGCAUUUGACACCCUGGCUUCGCUCAUACCUGAGCAACAGACAGCUCUUCGUGAAAAUUGGAUCAACAGUAUCUGA
Wyeomyia smithii (pitcher-plant mosquito) is the source of this 1308-nucleotide messenger RNA. RefSeq lists its product as uncharacterized. The record is from RefSeq and is a predicted model, not a curated record. Lineage: Eukaryota; Metazoa; Arthropoda; Insecta; Diptera; Culicidae. The coding region runs from base 1 to 1308 and encodes 435 amino acids. The transcript has 3 exons.